Messenger RNA from Funneliformis geosporum, 1356 nucleotides. The record is from the annotation of a GenBank genome assembly. NCBI's taxonomy places the organism in Eukaryota, Fungi, Glomeromycota, Glomeromycetes, Glomerales, Glomeraceae.
AUGGGAGACUUUCUUUUAAAACCACCUGUUCCCGAAGAUACAGGUUCCGCGCGGUGUGUAAUUUCAAGUGAUAUUAUGAGAAAGAGGAACUUGUCAAUUGGGCAAUGGGUUCGAAUUGAUUCUUUGUCAGAGUCAUUAUAUUGUCGUGCAUGGCCAGCUUUGAUACCAACUGGAAUAAUCCAAGCAGAUAAUUUUAUAAGUAAAAGGGUAAAAGCAUCAGAUAGAUCGAAUUUGGAUAAGCUAUCAUGCUCUUUAGAUCCCUUAAGAGUUAAUCUACAGGAAGCUAAAGAAGUUAUACUUUCCAUCAAACUUUAUGAUUUCGAGGAUGGAGAUCAAGACAAAAGACAAUUAUAUGAAUUAGGAUUUGUAUGGAAGAAAGGAUCGAAUUCUAUUAGAGAUCAGACGAUCAAAAACAUAUUAAAUGGAAUGGUAAUAUGUAAUGGAUGUGUUGUUUCUGACAAAAAGCGUGGUUUGAAAAUAAUGAUUCUCGGGACAUAUCCAAAUAACGAAUUAUUAUUUACAAAAAAAAGUCAAAUCUCAAUAGUAGAAUGUAUACAAAGUAAAGAUGUUGAUAUUGAAAUCGAUCAAAUAUCGUCAUCUUUGCAAACUAUUUCAUUAGAAGGGUUUACCAAUAAUAUUCCCGGACUUGAAAAGGCUUAUGACGCACUCUUUGAAGUAGUUGUUUACCCGUUAUUAUAUCCGGAUAUAAUUCACAAGCUAAAUAUUGAAUGUCCCAAAGGCGUGUUACUUCAUGGGCCACCCGGUAUAGGAAAAACAUAUCUCGUUAGCAUAAUUGCGAAGGCAUGUAAUGCAAAAAUGAUUUCUAUAAACGGACCUGAUAUAUUUGGGACUUAUGUUGGAGAGAGUGAAGCAAAACUAAGGCAUAAGUUCUCUCAAGCCAAAAGGAUGACAAUUGAGGAAGAUAAUCCAAUAAUCCUUUUCAUUGAUGAAUUGGAUGCUCUAACACCGCAUCGAAUAGAAUCGCAAUCUCAUGAAUCUCGAGUGGUUGCUCAACUUCUAACAUUAAUGGAUGGUAUGGAAUCACGUGGCAGAUUGGUUGUUAUUGCAACCACCAAUCGACCUAAUGCUAUUGAUCCAGCUUUAAGAAGACCUGGACGUUUCGAUCGAGAAGUAUCAAUUGAUAUUCCAGAUGAAAAAGUACGUCAAAGAAUAUUACAAUUUAAAACGUCAAAAAUGCCGCUUGGAAAUGAUGUUAAUAUUGCUUUGUUAUCUUCUAUGACUAAUGGAUAUGUUGGUGCCGACUUGGCUUCGUUAUGUCGUGAAGCUGCAAUAAAUGCAGUUCAUCGUCAAAUAAAUUGUACUUCCGAUAAUAAUUUUGCAAAGCAUGAAGGAUAA